This is a messenger RNA of Staurois parvus, 686 nucleotides long. The record is from the annotation of a GenBank genome assembly. Lineage: Eukaryota; Metazoa; Chordata; Amphibia; Anura; Ranidae.
GGAGCGGAUCAUGCAGAACCCACCUGGAAUAUAAAAGACCUGUCAGUACUGUACGAUACACAUAGGGUGAUGGCAGUGGAUGCUUUGGCCUCAUCCCAUCCUCUAACAUCAGAUGAAGAUGAAGUGAAUACCCCAUCAGAGAUAAGUGGACUAUUUGAUUCCAUUACCUACAGCAAGGGUGCAGCAGUUAUUAGAAUGUUGUCCUCAUUUCUCACUGAAGAGCUUUUUGUUGAAGGGCUGCAAACCUACCUAAAGAUUUUGAAUAUAAAAAUACGGUAUACACCGAUCUAUGGGAUCAUCUACAAGCGGCUGUAAAUAAACAAGACAAGGUAAAACUUGACUAUACAGUUAGAGAGAUCAUGGACACCUGGGUCUUGCAAAUGGGUUUCCCAGUGGUAACAGUAGAUACAGUACCAGGUGUUUUUUCGGAACAGAAGCACUUCCUUCUAGAUCCAGACUCAGAUGUCGAUCGUCCAUCAGAAUUUGGAUAUAUCUGGAAGGUACCUAUUUCAUAUCUUAAAAGUAAUGGACAGAACGGAACUUGGUGGCUUACAGGGCAGCGAGACAGGAAUGAUGCUUUCAUGGUUUCUGAAACUGACUGGAUCCUGGUUAACCUUGAUGUCACUGGAUACUACAGGGUUAACUAUGACAACAAGAAUUGGAACAACCUUCUAAAUCAAUUAAAC